Molecule: messenger RNA, 2159 nt
Organism: Pocillopora meandrina
Lineage: Eukaryota; Metazoa; Cnidaria; Anthozoa; Scleractinia; Pocilloporidae
Source: the annotation of a GenBank genome assembly
UAUAAAUUUCAAAGUGGCCCCUGUAUUUUUCAAAUUCACCCUUCACAUGGUCCAAUUUGGCCCCUACAACGGGGUCAAUUCAGCCCCAAAAUUGGUGCCAAAAACAGCCCCAUUUCAAUGGGGCCAAAUUGAUCCUAAGCGAGUGCCAAACUGGACUCACUCGUUUUGGCCCCAUUUUUGGGGCCAAAUCAACUCUUUUAAUUUUACAGUGCAGCGUUUAAACGUAUGUUAAUCACGUUAAAUUACUUUUCUUCUCUAUUUUUUUUAUUUCAGAACGAUCUUGUCAUGAAAAAAUAUCGGCCUUGGAAUUCGACUGCUUGUAUCAAGCAAGGCAGAGGAAAACCAAUUCAAUAUGUCGUCAAGCAUCACCUUAUCGUGGCCGAGCGUUACAAAACACUCUUCUGUUUCGUUCCUAAAGUAGCAUGUAGCAACUGGAAACGAAUUUUUCACGUUUUAGGUGGACAUUUCAACUCAACUGAAGAUAUCUCGCACGACACCUCGCACGAAUCAGGAAAGUUACGCUUUUUGAGACAUUAUUCAGAUGCUAUAAAAGUAAAUAACAUGUUGAAAACAUACAAAAAGAUUGCAUUUGUUCGCGAACCUAUGGAGCGAUUUCUGUCGGCCUACCGGAGUAAAUUUGCACCCGUUGAUCCCCCUAGAAGGGGAUUUUACUACAACAUCGGCCGGAACAUCAUCAAGAGGAUGCGGAAGAAUUCUACAGGGUUAACUCCAGAUUAUCCCACAUUUAAGGAAUUCGCAAAUUUCGCGAUUUCUACGCCUGUUAGCUCUCAUGAUGAACACUGGGAUCGUCAGCAUAAUUUAUGCGCUCCGUGUGAUAUGAAUUAUGACUUUGUCGGUACAUAUGAUAAUAUCAAAGCAGAUGCUGACGCCGCUAUUAUGUUGAUGGGAGCUGAUAAAGAGGUUACAUUCCCAAAUGUCGAAGCUGCACCCGAAGGAGAAGGAUCACAAACGAAGAUGAAGACUUUCUAUUCGCAAAUAUCGCAGGAAGAAUUCACACGACUGCAGAAUAUAUACGCGCAAGACUAUGAAAUUUUUGGAUUCAAAAAGCCCAGUUAUCAAGAAAUAGUGAGUUCUUGAACUGCUUCAGCAAGAAGGAAAAUGGGGGCACCGCAGGAAAAGAUAACUUGACAUUAAUUAACAUGGCGAAAAACUGUGAAAAGCGCACAGUCUUUAAGCUAUGUCUACCUCUUAGAUUUGAUGGGAUUAUAAAAUUUGCUAACUGCUGAGUUGACAAGCAAUUUAUUAUUCUAGAUUUGAUGAUGUUGUCUACAGCCAGAUUUGUUACGAUAAAUAGUAGAGUGGAAAUUUUUCAUACAACAUUUUCUCUAUUUAUGAAUGUUUGUAAAUUUACAUUUGUAAAUUUACUAAUACCACAAGAGUAUCACUUUGUCUUCACUUUUACGCUGCACGUACAACAAAAGCGCAUUAAAUAUACUUGUUUCGUACAGGAAACAGGGGGGAGGGGGGGGGAGUUUAUUGAGCUAUGACGAAAUGGAUACUUGUCCGGCCAAAAAUGAGUUAUGUCCAAGUAAAAUUAUAUUUGACCGCACAACUAGACAGACGCGCCCAAUUUCUUCUACCAUAAACUUCUUAUGGUGUUAGUUUUAGGAAUUGAUAUUUACAUGAUUCUUUAUGAGCACAAUUGCUCAGGUGAUUACAGAUGCCCACGCUCUGAUUGGUCAAAAAUUACCCCAUAUCUUGCCGUAAUCACUCCCUGCGAAGUGAUAAUCAUAAUGAAGCCCUGAUUUUCAAAUGGCCAUCCUGUGAGUUAAAAGAAGCAAAUCAAACGGAAGAAAGAGCAGCUUCUCUGAUAAUCACCCGAACAGUUAUGCUAAGAAAGAAAAUAAUCCCCUCAGGCUAAUAUUAUGGAUUGACACCCACGAAUUUUUGUAUCGGGGACUAUUUGACAACACUCGCUCGGCCUUAAGCGAAUAAUUGUUAAAUGAAUAUUUGUCUCCAUGUCGCCAUCCUCUGCUUAAUGUUUUACUGAUAUAUUAUGGGAGGAAAAUAGCUGUCAGUGGUUAAUCAUGCUUGACUCUACUUACUUGUUUCAUGCAUUUAAGUUCAACGAUGCGACUUACAGACAAUUUUCUUCUUCCUUUUCACAGAUGAAAUGACUUUUCUUCCUUUAAUUCAAU